This is a messenger RNA of Fraxinus pennsylvanica, 912 nucleotides long. The record is from the annotation of a GenBank genome assembly. NCBI's taxonomy places the organism in Eukaryota, Viridiplantae, Streptophyta, Magnoliopsida, Lamiales, Oleaceae.
AUGAGCGGUGCUUCUUCAUCUAGUGGCCUGCGAACGGCUUUCUCCUACUGCGUACAGCAAGUACGAAAUUAUGACUAUCAUCAUUAUCUUUGUCUUCUAGAACUUCCACCAAACAUGAGGAAGGCUGCUUUUGCACUCCGUGCUUUUAACGUUGAAACAGCCAGAGCUAUGGAUGUUGCUUCCGAUCCUAAAAUAGGUCUUAUGCGCCUGCUAUGGUGGAAAGAAGCAAUUGACAAGAUCUUUUCUAACAAAUUAAUUGAGCAUCCCGUAACUCGGGCGCUUGCAUCCGUAAUAUCUGAACACAAAGUUAGCAAGAACUGGCUGAAACGAUCGGUCGAAGCUCGAAUUAAUGAUGCCAAUAGAGAGGUUACUGAUAUUCCCGAAACAUUGGAAGUGUUGGAACGAUAUGCUGAGGACACUGCAUCAACUAUCCUGUACUCGACGCUUCAAUCAGGUGGUAUCAGGUCCACCGUAGCAGACCAUGCUGCAUCACAUAUUGGCAAGGCGAGUGGCCUUUUAUUGCUCCUCAAGUCUCUGCCAUACCAUGCUAGCAAAAACCGUCAUUUCCCAUACAUACCUGCUGAGGUGGCAGAAAAGCACGGGUUGUUGGUAAAUCAUGGUGGACAGAAGGAAAUUCGUCUGGAUUCUCGUGAGGAUCUAUGCAAUGCAGUAUUUGACAUGGCAUCUGUAGCUAAUGCUCAUUUGCUGAAAGCUCGGGAAUUACGUGGAACAGUUCCGACUGAAGCUCUUCCAGUGCUGUUGCCAGCUGUGUCUGCCGAGGUUAUUCUGGACACAUUAAAGCGUGUUCAGUUUGACGUGUUUGAUCCGAGGUUGACACGAGGAAUUUUAGGGAAUCCUCCUUUGUUGUUCCAGUUGAAACUGAAGUGGUAUUCAUGGAGAGGAAAAUACUGA